Schizophyllum commune H4-8 is the source of this 2842-nucleotide messenger RNA. RefSeq names its product glycoside hydrolase family 37 protein. Gene Ontology annotation, molecular function: alpha,alpha-trehalase activity; calcium ion binding. Lineage: Eukaryota; Fungi; Basidiomycota; Agaricomycetes; Agaricales; Schizophyllaceae. Gene Ontology annotation, biological process: trehalose catabolic process. The coding region runs from base 168 to 2492 and encodes 774 amino acids. Gene Ontology annotation, cellular component: cytoplasm. The record is from RefSeq and is a predicted model, not a curated record. The transcript is spliced from 8 exons.
GCAGAGCGCUUGUUGUAGCCCCGUGAACGAUCCCCUUCAGCGCGAAGAACAGCAGAAGCGCAAAAACAUCCCGAACUCAUCGUGAACGACGCCAAACCAUUAUAACGCGCGCGUCACAUACAAAAGCAUUUCUUGUUCUCGACUUCCAUCUCUGCGUUCCAUACACCAUGCCGCCUAGAUUCAACCACCCCUCCGGCGUUACCUUUGUCGACGAGAACGACACCUCGCGCACCCAUGCCGACGCCGCGCAGUACUAUGGCGGGCCUGACAAGUUCACGCGCUCCAGGACGUACAGCGGCUCGCACAUCCAAUCCUAUGCGGCGCGCAAGGCGCCCAUGUUCGGCGACCCCACAAAGAGCCGCCGUCUGUCCCACGACGAGAAACCCUCUGCGCCACGCCGCUUCCUCAUCGACGUUGAAGAGACCAUCCGUGUCAUUCUCGAGCAAGAGGACACCGACGGAGACUUCCAGAUCAGCGUUACCGACGCGGGCCCGAAGCUCAUGCCGCUAGGCACCGCUACGAGCAACGGCUUUAAGACGUUUGACAUUCGGGGCACGUACAUGCUGUCGAACCUGCUGCAAGAGCUCGCGCUCGCGCGGGACCACAACCGCAAGCGCAUCGUCCUCGACGAAGCUCGCCUGACGGAGAACCCCGUCGACCGCCUUUCACGCAUGAUCAAGAACUCCUUCUGGCAUUCCCUCACUCGGCGAAUCGACGGCGAGGGGCUGGAGAUCAUCACGGCGGAUCCUAAGAACCGCACUGGGCGGAUGAACCCUCGCAUCUAUGUACCCUACGGAGAGCCAGAGAUGGCUGAGUACUAUCGCAAGGUUGCGCGCGAGAAGCCGCAUAUGCGCCUUGAUGUUCAGGUGCUCCCUCCUAAGCCCGAUGACCCCGCUUUCGUCAAGAGCUUGAACGAUAAGCCUGGUUUGUUGGCGCUUGCUAUGCAGGAGGUGUUAGACGCCAAGGGCGAGAAGACGCUGAAGGGAAUUCCCUUCAUUGUUCCGGGGGCUCGCUUUAACGAGCUUUACAACUGGGACUCGUACUUCAUCUCCCUCGGCUUGCUUGUCGACGGCCAUGUUCAAAUGGCGAAGAACAUGGUCGAUCACUUCAUCUUCGAGAUCAAGCACUACAACAAGAUUCUCAAUGGCAGCCGCAGCUACUACCUUUGCCGCGCUCAACCACCCUUCCUCACCGACAUGGCGCUCCAGAUCUAUAAUCAACUUGACCGUACGGACGAGGACGCCAACCGUGAUUGGCUGAAGCGCGCCAUUCAGGCUGCCAUCAAAGAGUAUCACACCGUCUGGAUGUCGGCACCUCGCAUCGACCCGAAGACGGGCUUGACGCGCUACAGGCCCGAGGGCCUCGGCAUUCCGCCAGAGACGGAAGCGUCUCACUUCACGCACAUCCUCGAGCCGUACGCCAACAAGCACGGCAUCUCCAUCCUCGAGUUCACCGAGAAGUACAAUGAUGGCGUGCUGAAGGAGCCUGAGCUCGACGAGUACUUCCAGCACGACCGCGGCGUUCGCGAGUCGGGGCACGACACGACGUACCGCCUGGAGAAGCGCUGCGCGAACCUGGCGACGAUCGACCUCCAGGCGCUCCUUUACAAGUACGAGAUCGACAUCGGGACCGCCAUCCGGGAGGUCUUUGACGACGAGCUCGAGCUUGAGGAGGACUUCGCGCUGUCGCCCUUCCCGCCGACGGAGGAGUCGUAUGCGAACCCGAAGCGUGAGAGCUCCAAGUCGCGGCUGCAGAACAGCGAGGAGUGGUUCCAGCGCGCCGAGUUCCGCAAGGCGCAGAUCGACAAGUACCUGUGGAACGAGAGCAAGAGCCUGUACUUCGACUACGACACGGUGACGGAGCAGCAGAGCCUGUACGAGACCGUGACGGCGUUCUGGGCGCUGUGGGCGGGGUGCGCGAGCGAGGAGCAGGGGUGGAAGCUGGUGUCGAACUCGUUGAAGAAGUUCGAGGUGCUGGGUGGUGUGGUGCCGGGGACGGAGGAGUCGCGUGGGCAGAUCUCGCUCGACCGGCCUAACCGUCAGUGGGACUAUCCGUAUGCGUGGCCACCACACCAGAUCAUGGCUUGGGUUGGGCUGGAGCGUUAUGGCUAUCUUGAGGAUGCCCAACGCCUCGCCUACCGCUUCCUUUACAUGAUGACCACCGCCUUCGUCGACUUCAACGGCGUCGUACCGGAGAAGUUCGACGCUGUCAAGCUCUCCCACCUCGUUGACGCCGAGUACGGCAACCAGGGCAUCGACUUCAAGCUCGUCCCUCGUGAGGGCUUCGGCUGGAUGAAUGCUGCCUUCCAGGUUGGGCUCUCCUUCAUGACCACCCACAUGCGCCGCGCGGUCGCUGCUUGCACGAGCCCUGAGGUCUUCUUCCGGCAGCCUAACACCGACGCGAACACCCUUGCGGGACACGCCCAGCCGUCAAACGACCCUCUCGCCAUGGCGAUGGACCAGCUCAGGCUGCCGCACGAGGAUGGGAACUAAUUGUCCGUUCGUACGUACGCACUGUCCGAGUGCUUCAGCUGCCCGUCGUGCUUUGCCACGCAUCGUGCUUCGCCGUCCAUCGUCCCUCUCUACCUAUCUUAUACAGUAAUGGUUCCUGCUCACACCCUAGACCGCAGUAAGAAUCGUUAAUGAUCUAGUUACUAGAAGUUCCCCGGCCCGCCGUAGAGCCAAGUUGUACAGUACAUAAUCCAUCCUCUCUACCACCAUCGUGCACUGCAGAUAUCGGACUCUAGUUUUUCUUGUUGGACUGUCUUUUGGAUGUUUCGUCGCUAGCAAGGAUGUUUUUCUCGUCAGCAAUUUACCCCUCGCGUUUGUCGAAGCCUAGAAAA